Jaculus jaculus (lesser Egyptian jerboa) is the source of this 5172-nucleotide messenger RNA. RefSeq names its product SPT2 chromatin protein domain containing 1 (gene Spty2d1). Gene Ontology annotation, cellular component: nucleolus. The record is from RefSeq and is a predicted model, not a curated record. The coding region runs from base 103 to 2142 and encodes 679 amino acids. Gene Ontology annotation, molecular function: DNA binding; histone binding. Gene Ontology annotation, biological process: nucleosome assembly; regulation of DNA-templated transcription. Lineage: Eukaryota; Metazoa; Chordata; Mammalia; Rodentia; Dipodidae. The transcript is spliced from 6 exons.
CCGGGCGGUUAGGGGACCUGAGCGGGGCGCCUCGGCCCGACGCGCUGCCGCUGCCGCUUGCCGAGUUCCUGGCCCGGCCGGGAUCUCCUCCGAGGGCCAAACAUGGACUUCAGGGAAAUUCUCCUGAUGGCUUCCAAAGGACAGGGUGUCAACAACGUCCCCAAAAGGUAUAGCUUGGCAGUGGGGCCUCCAAAGAAAGACCCGAAAGUCAAAGGUGUUCCAUCAGCAGCCGUACAAGCUUUUCUUAGGAGGAAAGAAGAAGAGCUUCGACGAAAAGCCUUAGAAGAGAAAAGGAGAAAAGAAGAACUAGUGAAAAAGCGAAUUGAACUCAAACAUGACAAGAAAGCAAGAGCAAUGGCCAAGAGGACAAAGGACAAUUUCCACGGUUACAAUGGGAUCCCUGUUGAGGAAAAGUCAAAGAAGAGGCAGGCGGUGGAAAGCCGCCUGAGCCAGGGGAGAGACCAGGAGUGUGAGGUGGAAGACGAGGACGAGUUCCUAGAGUGUGGUCAGGCAGAGUUGGAGCAGGAGUACGAGGAAGAGCAGGAGCCACCCAAAGUUGAAAGCAAACCAAAGGUCCCCCUUAGAAGUGCCCCACCACCCAUGAACUUCACUGACUUGCUGAGACUGGCCGAGAAAAAGCAGUUUGAGCCAGUGGAGAUCAAGGUGGUGAAAAAAUCAGAAGAGCGGCCUAUGACUGCAGAAGAACUGAGGGAGAGGGAGUUUCUUGAGCGGAAGCAUAGCAAGAAGAAACCCGAGACAGAUGCGAAACUGCCUCCAGCUGUGUCCAAAAAGGCACCUUCCCAGAAAGAAAGUGUGAGCACAAAACUUAGCAAAGGGCCUGGGGACAAGCACCUUUCUUCCAAGGCUGUGCCCUUCUCUCAUGCUGACAAGAAACCCAGAGGCAGCACAGCCAAUGAGAAGCGCUCAGCUUUGACCUCAUCCAGACCGUUGCCAGGAGAGAAGGUCAGGGCAGCCUCUGGGAGUGGCUUCCAGCCCAGGCUUCUAGAGGGCCGUGACAGAGCCACUUUCAAUGGGGCCACAAAGCCCCACUCCACCACCUGCUCACCCAGUGUCCCAAAGACUUCUGCUGGUGGGACUCAGAAAUUUGCUACUGAGCGUAAAGCCAAAAAACCUCUUUCUUCCCAUCCUAGCCAUUCCAAGCCUGAGCCUGUGGUUACAUCACACAGUAAGGUCAAGAAUCCAGGUAUCAGGCAGCCAGGCAGCAACUCCAGCUCAAUCCCUGGGCGGCUCAGCACGGGGACAGCUCGGCCCACAGUUAGUUCUGGCCCUGUGCCCAAAUGCCAAAACAGUUCCAGCUCAGGACCUGAGCGAUCAGUCAGUGGGAUCAGAAAGCCAGCCAGUGACUCUCAUCUCUCUCGAAGGACAGUCAGUGGUACAAAUGGCCCAGGUCGGCUUGCAAGCGGUUCAAGUGGUCCUGGGCGGCCUGUCAGUGGUCCAAGUGGUUCUGGGAGGCUUGUGGGUAGCUCUGGGGGACCUGGACGACCUGUAAGCAGUCCACGUGAUCUUCAGCGACCAAUGAGUGGCUCAGGCCUUGGUCAUUCAGUCAGUGGACAUGGGAGAUCCAUAAGUGGCUCAAUUCCUGCUGGGCGAACUGCUGCCUCAGGCCCUGGAAGACCAGUGAGCAGCUUGGGACCUGGGCGAGCAGUUAGUAGCCCAGGUCCCCCCGCAAAACCCAAGUGCACUGUUGUCUCAGAAACAGUUUCUUCCAAGAAUAUCAUUAGCCGGUCAAGCAAUGGACAGGUGAAUGGAAUGAGGCCCAUCUUGACUAGCUACAGAUCUGUCCAAGGACCCCAAAGGCUUCCCUUCUCUGGUGGAAUUAAAAGGCCAUAUGAACUUGAAGAUGAUGAUGAAUCCGAUUCUGAAAUGGAUGACUUUAUUGAAGAUGAAGGAGAACCUCAGGAAGAAAUAUCCAAGCACAUUCGUGAAAUUUUUGGCUAUGACCGAAAAAAAUAUAAAGAUGAAAGUGACUAUGCCUUACGUUAUAUGGAAAGUAGUUGGAAGGAGCAGCAGAAAGAAGAAGCAAAGAGUUUAAGACUAGGUAUGCAAGAGGACCUAGAAGAAAUGAGACGUGAAGAGGAAGAAAUGAAACGUCGAAAGGCCAAGAAGCUGAGGAAACAUUAGCUGCUGCUUUUAUGAACUCUAUGAAAUUCUGGGAACACUGCUGCAAAGGUUCCUGCCUCCAGCUUGAAUAAGCCCCUCUAUCAUAUUAGGUGACUUGGGUACUCAAGGAGAGGGAAUGCACACUGUCAUUCGCAGGCUGUCAUUUGAGUACAAAGUGUGCUCAAAGCCUCCAGGGUGCAAUCUGUAAUGCAGAUAAUGCAGUGCCUGCUGUGUGCUCUCAUGGUGUUAACUAUUCACAGAUGCCAGCCAUGAUCCUGAUGAGCUAUGCACUCUAAUGUGGGGCCACUCACAGUCAAUCUUUUAUGUUUCUUUGCUACUUUAAGAGGAAAAAAAAUGAUGCAUGAGUAGGGUAUUGCCCAGCUCCGAGUCACACUUGGUGUCUUUUUUUGAAGAACCUGGCCCUUCCACGAAUGCUGCCAGCAAUAGAGUAACCUGUCCAAAUCUGUUUUGAAAAUUCAAAUAAGAAGAGUAGGCUUGGGCCUGAGGAUGUGGCUUACUUGGUUGAAUGCUUGCCUACCAGUCACAAAGCCCUGGGUUCCAUCCCUGGCACCAUAUGUACUAGGUGUGGUGCACACAUGUAAUCCCAAUACUCAGGAGGCAGGCAAGGUCAUCCUUGGCUAUAUUGUUAGAGGCCACCCUGGGCUAUAUGAAGCCCCAUACUCCUAUGCCCCCCCCCAAAAAAGUAGGCUUUAUAAUUAUCACAUGGAUAUCACACUUGUGAUUUUGAAGUACAAAAUAAGAUUAAUAAUAUUGUUUUCUGUAUUAGCAAGUUGGAUGCUAAGCAUUCAUAGUAAUUUACAUGAUUAGACUUAAUAAAAAUUUUUCCAAGUUAAAUGCAAAUUCUGCCAAUAUAAAAAUAGUCUUUUUCAGUUUUCCUUUGAGAUUUACUGUUAAGUUGGGUUUGGUGUAAAAUAGACAAGGUCACUGGAUAGUGUGCUCAUUGAAUUUACCAUUAAAAAUUCAUUUUUAUAUUGAAGAAAGAAAGAAUAUUGUUAUAGAAACAUUAGAUUUGAAAAAGUAAUAGUUGAAAAACAAAUGAUGUGAAGCUCCCUUCUUCCUGAUUCUCCCCUAUUUAAAGGUAUUUGGAAAUCCCAAGGUGCCCCUGAACCUCUUGAUGUUAAUAACUUUGCAUUCUAACUUAAGUUCCUUAGAAAAUGUUAAUGACAAGAAAACCAAAAACUAAACUUGUGUAUAUCAAGAGCAGCACCAUCUUUUUCCCAUGUUGCACUUUUAUUUCAAACUAUGCAUUGUAAAGAGAUUUUUCUCACUGAAUAGAGAAUUUCCUGUACUGGUGUUUUACUGGGCUGUGGAGCUUCAUUUUCAUCUAUUACAUCCGACUCUCCACUGCUUAUCCAACCAGGCUGGCCUGGGAGCUGGCUGGAAAACAGCCAUGUUUGAGCAACAGAAAAUGAACUAUGCUAGAGACCCUGAUGUGUGGAGAAUUGGAGGUUGUCAGAAUUAAGCUCGUAGGACAUUCUAUAACAAAUAUCCAUGCUAUCUUAAGCCAUUGGACCGUGAGGAAGUAGAAGUUAUCCUAUAAAAAAUUAUUACUUUUCAAUAGGUCCAGACUUUUUUAUGUUUUUAUCCAUAAAAUCUUCAUUGUUCAGGCUAGAGUAUUAAUUACCAUUUUACCUUCCUUAGUGGGACCAUGAGUCAGCCCUUUAAGACAACUCACUUUAAUUGACUUUCAAACUAGAAGUGUGAGGAUUGAAAGUAUGGGUAUAUCGGGCCCCACCUCUCCAUAGGUUUUGUAUGCUGGUUGCAGAACAUCCUUUGCACUCCCCACUAUCUCACACUCUCAAUGAAACUGACAUAAAGGUAGUGCAGUGUACUACUCUGUAGUUUAGAACUUUCUCUGCCACAGCUUACAUGCUUUCUGCUCCCUAAAUGACUUUUCCUGGAUAGCUCUUUUCAAAAUUCAAUCUCUGGAACCUGUAAUUGCUUGCACAGAAAGGAGCCAUUGUGAGAUUUCAAGUUUCAAAACAUGGUGGAAACCAUCAGGGUGUGACAUCUGUCACUUUUCAGUGCACUUGCUCUAUAAUGAUUUGUAUCAGAAUAAAAAUGUGUAGCUCACUUGAAAUUAAAAUAGGAAUUUAUAAAUUUUUAAAUUAACCUUGGCCUUUUUCCAAGUCUGUCUUCCAUUUUGUUCUGUAUUUUCUGACCACUCUUAAGCUCACAAGCCUUUAAAGAAACAAGGAGUAGGCUGAUAUGUUUUCAAGGUUUACAAAUUAAGUGCUUUUUACUGUAUUCUCUUUACUGCUUUGGUUUUUCAGAUUUUAAUUCAAUAUUUGAAGAUGUGCCUUUUAUUGGGUAAUGUUAAUUCAUGAAUGUAGCCGUGUUAUUUCCCAAGUGUAAUGUUACAUGAUCAUAGAUGUGGCAUUCUCUAACGCAAUGUGGAAAGUAGUUUUCAUAAAACUCAUGGCUCUUGAUUGCACAGUCCUACUUGCAAGAGCAAAGGACACUUUUAAGGCUACUUUCAGAACUUGUUUUGUAUUUUCUCUAAAUUAUCAAUGCAGUUAUGUCCAGUGGAGGCCAGGGUACCACUGUUACAGGCAGCCUUGCAUGUGUGCCGUGAGAAAGUUCAAAGACUCAAGAAAGUCUAUGGGAACUCAAAAAAAUUUUUUUAAUGGUUAACCCCAAGAUUUUCUCCACUAAAUAGUUAUUUUGUAUUUUGUAACUUAAAAGCAGCUAUUAGUACAUUUCUGAGAUUUAGCAGGAGACCAAAACAUUUUUGGAAAGAGAAUAAAUAUAUUAAGAGAGACUGGUUUUAUUUUCAGUGUGCUAAUGAUUAGACUAUUUAUUUUAUGAAUGGAUGUAAUGAAACAAAUAUUCAGGUGUUUAGCAUAUAAUUAAGAGUAGAACUAUUAAAUCCAUCAUGGACAAAUCAAUUUUAAAAGAAAAUUUGCAUAGUCUAGCUUGUUUUCUGGUGCUGUUGACCUGCAAGAGAAUAUACUUUUGCAUAUAUACAGGUGAAUGUUUCCCAGUUUAUGUAUACGAGAAAUUGUAGGCAUUAAAAGUAUUUUAUUGAUA